This is a messenger RNA of Prinia subflava (tawny-flanked prinia), 4143 nucleotides long. RefSeq names its product prolactin-releasing peptide receptor-like. The record is from RefSeq and is a predicted model, not a curated record. NCBI's taxonomy places the organism in Eukaryota, Metazoa, Chordata, Aves, Passeriformes, Cisticolidae. The transcript has 2 exons. Gene Ontology annotation, molecular function: neuropeptide binding; neuropeptide Y receptor activity. Gene Ontology annotation, cellular component: neuron projection; plasma membrane. The coding region runs from base 1341 to 2426 and encodes 361 amino acids. Gene Ontology annotation, biological process: G protein-coupled receptor signaling pathway.
AACCCGUCCUUGUACCCCUGAGCUGGGACCUGGGGUGGGGCAACACGAGCUCUGGGAAGGGGAGUGAUUUAUUCCGCAGCUCUGGAAGCAGCCAAGAUGAUGUCAAAGAAGUUUUUUCCAGGAUGAGCCUGUGCAGAGGGGAGAGCUCCUGGUGCUGGAGCCGGGUCACCCUGGCCGUGGCGCAUCCGUGGAGGUGUGGCUGCCUUGGGGCGCGCUCGUCAUCCCGCUGGCGGCUCCAAAGCCCGGCUCUCCUCUCAAACCAGCCUCUGGCUCCCCUUAUCUGACUGUUCUGCUCUUUAAAAUUAACAGAAGCUCUCGUCAGGCGCUGAUACGGAGACAAAGAUGAUUUUCUUCCUGCUGAUUAUUCGGCAGGGGUGAGCGCUCCUCUGGAUCAGCUCAGCCAGAUUUAAUAACCAGCUCAGCUCCGUCAGACUGGGAUGAAUUAAUCACCGUCUCGCACCAAAACUCUCCAUUUUGAAGAACUUCUGUGACUGCUCUGACUAUUUCCAUUCCUCUCAUCUCCCCAAAAUUCCAGUGGGUGAUCAUCAUUAUUUAUCAUUCCCCCUUAUUUAAGUUAGGCUGACCCUGGUACCCUUUCUCAUUUGGCGCAAUUCACAAUGGCUGGACCACCCUCACCCCAUCCUACACUUGCCCCCUCAGCUGGGCUUCCAGCACCGCGGGGCUGGGUGCCCAUCACCCUACGGCCGGGCCACCCUCACCCCACUCUUCCCUCACCCCACUCUUCCCUCACCCCACUUUUCCCCCCCCUCUUCCCUCGCCCCCCGACGGGGCGGCCGCUGCCGACUCCGGGAGCUCCGCGCGGUCCCUGCGCGCACCCGCCCCGUCCUCUCCGCGCCUCUCCGUCCUUCCCUGCCGGGAGAAUGUCCCUGGAUGCGGGCCCGAGGGCGAGGGAGGGGCUCCCCGCAGCCCCGCGGUGCUCCCCGCGGUGCCGGGGGCGGGAUGCUGCUCCCCCUGCGGUGCGGGGCGGCGGGAUGAGCGCGUCCCCCCGGGUACCUGGAGCGCCGAGCGCCGUGGGAGGGAACGUCCUGUUCCUCCGGGACUGAAAGGCUCAGGCAGGGGGAAAAAAAAAAUAAAGAACGACAAAGCAAGACAAAAAAAAAAAAAAAAAAAAAACCCCACACCACAAAAACCCGGCUGAGAACGGCUGUGCCGGAGCCUCCCGGUGAACACCCAGCGAAGGGAACGCUCCUCCUCGUCCUCACGGAACGUCGGCGGGCAGCGGCGGCUCCCAGGCCUGAGCACCCCGGAGCCCUCGGCAGAGCUCACAGGCUCAUCUGUGUUUGAGUUGUGGAGAAGCUGCAUCGGCCACGGGGGCUCCCAUGGCUCAGCUGCCCAACGACUCCUGGCACAAUGACUCAGCCCUGAUCUUCACCGGCCUGGACCUGCUCCUGGAGCUGAAGCCACUCUUCAUCCCGCUCUACGCCACGCUGGUGGUGGUGGCGUGCAUCGGGAACCUCUUCCUCAUCCUCCUCAUCGCCCUCACCAAGAAGCUGCACUGCACCACCAACUUCCUCAUCGGCAACCUGGCGGUGGCCGACUUCAUCAUGUGCCUGGCCUGCGUGCCCCUCACCGUGUCCUACGCCUUCGAGGAGCGGGGCUGGCUCUUCGGCGUGUUCAUGUGCCACUUUGUCACCCUGCUGCAGGCCGCCACCGUCUUUGUGUCAGUGCUGUCCCUCACGGCCAUCGCCAUCGACCGCUACGUGGUGGUGGCGUACCCGAUCCGCCGGCGCAUCGGCCGCAGGGCCUGCGUCGGCCUCGUGGCCUGCAUCUGGCUGCUCUCCGUCGCGGCCUCCAUGCCCACCUCGCUGCACACCCACUACCUGGACCUCAACGCCAUCGGCCACGACAUGAUCAUCUGCGAGGAGUUCUGGGAGCACGAGGAGAGGGAGCGGCUGCUCUACUCGUGCCUGAUGCUGCUGCUCUCCUACAUGCUGCCGCUGCUGGCCGUGUCCGUGUCCUUCUGCGCCAUCACCCACCGCCUGCGCAGGAGGAACGUGCCCGGCGCCGCCCACCACUGCCAGGACAAGUGGACCAGGACCAAGCACAAGACCUUCCGGGUGCUCAUCGUUUCCGUGGUCUGCUUUGCCAUCUGCUGGCUCCCUCUGCAGGUGGUCAACUUCAUCCGGGACAUCGACGAGGAGUUCACCAUCCUGGACAAGAGGUACGUCAACGUCAUCCAGGUCUCGUGCCACCUGAUCGCCAUGAGCUCCGCCUGCUACAACCCCUUUAUCUACGCCUCCCUCCACAACAAGUUCUGGUUCCACCUCAGCAGCUACUUCUACCGCAAGAAGCAGAGCUCCAGGACCAUGUCCUGCAAGGCUUCCCGCUUCAACACCUGCUCCACCCUGGCAGACGUUCCCACCAUGGCCUCGGACAAGAUUGCUUUGCAAUCCAGGUUGCCUUAGCUGGAGGACCUUGAGGGAUUUGGCUUGCAUAGCCCUGUGUCCCAAAGUGUGGCUGGGACAUAUCCCCAUAUCCCGAAUCAUGGCUGGGUGUGGCAGGUGUGCUGUGCUACAUUUGGAGCACGCAGACUUCACCCCGUGGUUUAUGCAGGGGGAGGAUCAGUGUCUGAGCAAGGCAAUCACCCAUUGUGUAGAAAACCCUUUGGAGAGUGCACAUCUUCAUUUUUGUGGGAUAUAGAUUGUUUCUAAGCAACAGGCAGCACUUUGUGCCACAGGAAGAGGUCGACUUGCACAGGGAGCCAUGAAAUUGCUGCGUAUUUAUCCUUUAAAAUUGUGGCUUACUGGCGAAGGGACAAGCUGGGCUCAGAGAUGUGUGUUCUGCAGGUGCAGACAGGGGCACGUGGCUGCUGACAGCAGGUUUGGAAUGGCUGUGACUCCCACAACCUGCUUGGCCUGCUGGAGGAGCCGCCCCCACAGCCUGGCAGGGCAUCCCAGUGUCUCCAGCCAAAGUUGCGGAUGCAGCUGGGCACAUCCAUGAAGCCAUGGCUGCUCCUCAUGGCCAAGCAGGACUCGAAAGAUCUCAGGUGAUGAGUUUGCUGGGGAUGAUGCCUCAGAUUCUGCUCCCAGGGAAACUUGGCUUGAUGUAUGUCCACAUUCAGGGUCCUGCAGUGGAGGUGGGAAUUCCAGUGCCAGGCUGUUCUAUCCCAGAAGCUGCCAGCAUAAGGGUGGCUUUGCUUGUCACUGCUCCUUGGAGUCCGAGGUGCCUCUGUGUAAGCAGCACGUGAAGAAGGCAGUGUCUCCUUACACCCAAUCCCCAUCUAGGUUUUAACCUCUUGAUUUCCCAGGAGAAACCCUUGGGAACAGCCCACAGGCACCAGUACCCCCAGAGGCACCACAGCUCAGAGCCACGGCAGCUCCCAGCUGCCCUGCCCUGUGGGGCCAAGCCAUGACCUCCCACUGCUCCUCAUGCCCGAGGACAGGACCUCAAAGCCCUUCAAAGCCGCCGGGCGACGGGUCCUCAGCCCUGCAUGGAACCUGCCUGUGGCACUGGCCAGCAUUCCCGCUUCUGCCAGCAGCUCGGGAGCAUCCAGCACGGACACAGCUGGACCCCAGCAGCAUCCCCGAGCCACUCCUGUUAUGCCCAUCCACAAGGUCGCUCACCUUCCUGCUGAGGCCCUCAUGGUGGCCCUGGAAGGACUUGUGAUCUUCUGUGGGGUGAGCAGCAGGGACAGAGACGCAUCCAAUGCAGUGCCAGUGGCAUUCCCACAGUGCAGCUCCCUCCUCGACUUCCUGCAGCUUCCUUGGGCCUGGGCUGCUCAUCCCAGAGGAGCCCAGCAAGGCAGAAGGUCCCUGUUUGUCAUGCCUGUAAUAAAGGUUUCAAGAGCUUGGACUGUGUGUGUGUGUUGAUGUGAAUCCCACAAACCCCAGAAACCCUUGGCUGCAGCUCAGUCACAUCCCAGGAGGAUGCCAGCUUGGAUGUGAUCAGUUCUGUCCCAGUCCUGGGCACUGGCAGACCCUUGGAGAUCAGGCUGGGAUUAGUGCUGGGCCAGGUUGCUCCAAGCUCCAUCCAGCCUGGCCUUGGGCAUUGCCAGCGAUGGAGCAGCCACAGCUUCUCUGGGCAACAUGUGCCAGGGCCUCACCAUCCUUGGAGCCAAGGAUUCCUUCCCAGUAUCCCAUUUAACCCUGCCCUCUGCCUGAAGCCAUUUCUUCUUGUCCUGUC